This is a messenger RNA of Aspergillus sclerotioniger CBS 115572, 1722 nucleotides long. RefSeq lists its product as uncharacterized. Bases 1 to 1608 code for a protein of 535 amino acids. The record is from RefSeq and is a predicted model, not a curated record. Gene Ontology annotation, biological process: regulation of DNA-templated transcription. Gene Ontology annotation, molecular function: zinc ion binding; DNA-binding transcription factor activity, RNA polymerase II-specific. Lineage: Eukaryota; Fungi; Ascomycota; Eurotiomycetes; Eurotiales; Aspergillaceae. The transcript is spliced from 3 exons.
AUGGAUCAUCGCGGCGAACAGCCGCCAGCCCUGGUGCGGCGGUAUGAUGUGGAACGGUCAUGUAUCCGCUGCCAUGAGCGCAAACUCCGUUGCGACAAAGCCACGCCCUGCUCCAUGUGCCUUAGAGCCAAGGUACCAUGCUGCUAUCCCGGUCCUGAGCGGGUAAAACGUCGCUCUAAGAGGUUAUCUGCCAAGCCCCGGCCUCGCUUGCAGAUGCUGGAGCGAGAUGUAGCCGGCAUAAACGGGCCUUCGGAGGUUGACAGAGAUGCAACUGACCUGAACAAAUCGGAGCGCCAGCCAGUGGAGGAAGCUGAGGGACCGAGACUAUCAAACGGUUUGCUGGUCAAGGAAGGUUCCUCCGCACGGUACAUCAAUGAGUCUUUGUUGUCACGGGUCUUGGAAAAUGAGUGCGAUCUACAAUCGGCCAUUGACAUCCCGGAUAAUCCCACCGACAGUGAUCAGACACAGGCGGAUGAUGGGUUCGACGGUCUCUUUUCCAACCCUCUCUUAGGCAAGGAAGCGUCUGGACUCCAUCCAUCGCGCGGUCAGGCGGCGCAAUUGUGGCAAGUAUACCUGAACAAUGUGGAUGUUCUCUUGAAGAUACUACACAUCCCGGCCACCGAGCCGGUUUUCUUCGCCGCCAUCAGCAACCCAAAGCAGACGCGAGCAGAUCAGAAAGCACUUCUGUUUGCUAUCUACUAUGCCGCAGUGACGAGCCUGUCCUCGUCUGCUACCCAUGUCAUCCUCAGCGAGGACCGCCAUUCUGUGCUCAGCAGAUACCAGCGGGGCUUGGAAGUGUCCCUACAUAUGGCCUCAUUCUUGGACUCUCCCACUAUUCCAUCUUUACAGACAAUGGCAAUAUACCUGUCAAUCGGCCUGCACCGAGAUGGACGGCACUUCCAUCUCUCCCCUUUCGACUGCGAAAUUCGCCGUCGACUCUGGUGGGCGACCCAAGGCUACGACACGCGAGUAGCCGAAGACCACGGAUUCUCUCUCCCCGACCCAGGUCCAUCCAGCGACACCGAGCUCCCUCUCAACAUCGACGACCACCAGCUAUACCCUAACAUGAAAGAACCGCCAACCCCACGAGCAUGUUGGACCGAAACAACCAUGUUCCUAAUAACCAUCGAAAUGAACCGCGCCAUGCGCCAGGCCUCGCAACUCUCCAACCCCCCAACCUCUCGCAAAUCCCACCUCGAAACUCUCCUCUCCACGCUCCAAACCCGCCUCCACACUCAAUACCUCCAACACUGUAACCCACACAUCCCGAUCCAAAAAUGCGCUCUCCUUCUUGGCCGCAUCUGCCUCGGCAGACUCGAGGUAUUCCUCCACCACCAAGACUCCACCACUACCGCUACCACCCCAACAGACAAAACCCUCUCCUUAGCCAUCGAGACCAUUACCCUCGCCGACGAGCUCAAAACAUCCGACCUCCUAACUUCCUAUCACUGGCUCUUUAGCACCUUCCCCCAAUACCAUCUCCUAACCUAUGUGCUAUGGCAUCUAUGUAUCUGUCCGCAGACUCCAUGUGCUGAGCAAGCCUGGACGGUGGUAACUGUCGGAAUGGCUACUGAAGCGAUACAACGUGGAUUCAGUGGGAAUGAAUAAAUUGGAUGACUAUCUAAAGCAUUGCUACUGACAGCCUCUAUAUAGGUAGAGUAGCAGUGUGGAAAAAGAAGCAUUACGUGACUGUAGUUGCUUAUUAUACUUUAAAGGACCGGC